AUGAGGAAGCCCGACGGCAAGAUCGUGCUUCUGGGGGACAUGAACGUGGGGAAGACGUCGCUGCUGCAGCGGUACAUGGAGCGGCGCUUCGCGGACACGGUCAGCACGGUGGGCGGCGCCUUCUACCUGAAGCAGUGGCGCUCCUACCACAUCUCCAUCUGGGACACCGCAGGGCGGGAGCAGUUCCACGGCCUCGGCUCCAUGUACUGCCGGGGGGCGGCCGCCGUCAUCCUCACCUACGACGUGAACUACCCGCAGAGCCUGGUGGAGCUGGAGGAGCGGUUCCUGGGCCUGACGGAGACCGCCAGCGCCGACUGCCUCUUCGCCAUCGUGGGGAACAAGGUGGACCUCAGCGAGGAGGGGGCCUCGGAGGGCGGCCAGACGGAAGGGGGCGGCGGUGUGUCGUCCAGGGGGCCCAAGCAGGUGCGGCAGGAGGAGGCGAUGGCUCUUUAUAAGAAGAUCCUGAAGUACAAGAUGCUGGAUGAGAAGGACAUGCCGGCCGCUGAGCAGAUGUGCUUCGAGACCAGCGCCAAGACAGGGCACAACGUGGACCUGCUGUUUGAGACCCUGUUCGACAUGGUGGUGCCCGUGAUCGUGCGGCAGAGGGCGCAGGGGCCGCCGCAGACUGUAGACAUCUCCCGUUAUAAGCCGCCCGAACAGACCAAAUCCGGGUGCUGCGCCUGA
This is a messenger RNA of Pipistrellus nathusii (Nathusius's pipistrelle), 684 nucleotides long. NCBI's taxonomy places the organism in Eukaryota, Metazoa, Chordata, Mammalia, Chiroptera, Vespertilionidae. The record is from the annotation of a GenBank genome assembly.